Molecule: messenger RNA, 3073 nt
Organism: Mya arenaria
Lineage: Eukaryota; Metazoa; Mollusca; Bivalvia; Myida; Myidae
Product: rotatin-like
Exons: 21
Coding region: 81-2570 (829 amino acids)
Biological process (GO): centriole replication; centriole-centriole cohesion; ciliary basal body organization
Cellular component (GO): centriole; ciliary basal body; centrosome
Source: RefSeq, a predicted model, not a curated record
UCAAAACAAGUUCGGACAAAAACGAAACAUAACAUAAAAUAGGGAUUUCUACCUCUGACAGUCUCCAUUUGGAGUAAUAAAUGGGUUCAACGUUAAGACAAGAUGUUGACUUCAAUGCUCUGUUCAAGAAGCUGGGUCACCAUCUGGAUGAGAUUCGUGUUAGAGCCUUGGAGAAUAUUCUUUCAAAGUUAGAGCACAAACUUAUAUGUGACUCUGAUCUUGUCCAAGAGCGCCACUUGUUUAUUCGCCUCCUUGAAUGGUUCAACUACCCGAAAUCUUCCCGGCAUUCAGAUGUCCUCAAUCUACUCUGCAGGCUUUCAGAGCACACAUCCGGUGCAGAAACCUUACAAGACAUUGGUGCUAUUGAGUUUCUUACCAGUCUGCGAAAAGAUGUGACAUCGGCCCUGCAACCAGUUGUCGAUCAGGUGCUUGAGAACUGCAUGCGCCUGCCUGACGUUGAUAUUGGAUUGGACCAUGCUCCAGAGUGUAUCUAUCAGAGACACAACCAUACAGGAAUGACUGCGGGUGCAGAAACCACAGUGGAUACCAUAGCAACCCGUCAUACCCAGGAUUAUUCCCUUGCCCCUAGCACCAAUGCCCCUUCUGAGCAUGGAGCCAGACUACCAGAUUACAGGGAACCACCUUUGGGGUUCUUCGAGGGGUGUCAGGGAGAUCUGGGGCAACAGCCUAUGACACCAGGGCCCGGGGGUCACCCCACAGUAGCUGAUCUGGGGCUUGAGGGCAGUAGCUGUUUUAGAAUGACCAUAUUUCCAUGGUUAUCACUCACACCCACAGACAGACAUGUUCUCUCCUCCACCAACAGUUCUCUCCAGAGUCGGGAGGCCUCGAUGCUUGUCAGCACGUGCGAGUUUCUAAGUGACGUUGUCUUCCAAGAUUUUCCUGCUGAAAUUUUCCUGCAGAGGCCUAAUAUUGUCAAGAACCUGCUUUCACUCCUGAGUGGACCAAUCAAAGAAGGGGGUGUGGCCAGGCUUCAGGCUGUAAGGACAUUGGCUGACUAUGUCACAUGUCUGCGUAGUAGAAUACGAUGUCAUCAGGAUCCCAACUUUUACACAGCAAAACAAGACUUCAGCACCACACCAACUCCAUUCUCUACACCCUCCAGUUCUUCAUCAGCCAAUCAAAAUGGAGGAGGAGAUGGAAGGCCAUCGGUGAUUGGUUGGACAGAUUCCCGCCCCCGGGGGGAUGGCCGGGAUGGAGAUACGUCUGGUUCUUCCACUGGGACAUCUCGGGCUUCCAGUGUGGGCUUAAGCCUGGAAGGCAGGAGAGGAGAACCCAUUGACCUUGAGGAUGUCCCUGCCCUUCAAUACUUGCAGUUAACCCUUCCGCAGUUUUGUACCCAGGUUCUGGAGAGAGCACUGCCACUUCUACGCUCUACUGAUCAGGUCAUCACCAUGGAAGUCCUUCACCUUCUCCACUUGACCUUGGAUAUAGUGAUUGCCAUGGUAACACCAGGCCUAUGGCAGGAUCAGUCUAUGGCAGCUAGGGAAUGUAGUGAAAAGCUUAUUGAAAGCCUAGAUGUCAUGGCUGAUCUAUUGAAAUUUCAUCACCAUAGCAACUUGAAGUCUGACCCUGAUGACACUAAUAAUGACCCUGGUGACCUUGUACAGCAGAGGCAGUGCUUGGUUGGUCUACAUGUGCUUCUGGCUAGGAUCCUUGACCCUCUGGUUCCACUUGACAAGUGUCGAGGGGUUAUAUCAGAGAAUCUCCUUUCCAUCAUGAACACACUUGUAUAUGAUGAAGCCCUUAGCAACACACUUCCUGACCUUCAGCUUCAGUUGCUAGGUUACCUACAGUACCUUGACGACGGAAGGUACUCUGUGUAUGUUGCUACGGCAACCAUUUGCCAAUCGUUGCAGAGGACUUGCAAGUUUAUGAAUCUGGCCCAGGAAGAGGCAUCUCGACUAUCAAAGGAGACACUUUCCCUGUGUGAGGGAGCCUUUGACAGCCUACCGUACCACCGUCACAUGAAUUACAUCACAGAGACUGUUAGACUGUGCUCAGAUAUUGGUAGUCGUUCUCAGCACUAUGAAGAUCACAAGGCCCGUUACAAGAAGUUGCUGUUACAGCUUCUUGCCCAUCCAAUAGGAAAGCUGCGACUGGGCAUAUUUACUGCUGUACUGCAAUGUGUUAAGACGAACCUCAGUGUGCUAAAAGCCAGCGAACCUGGCUCAACAAGCUGUGAGAAGGUCAGAUUUAUCAUCGAUGCUGACAUCUUGUAUGAGAUCAUUGUCUUUGGACUUGCCGAUAAGGAUACAAAGGUGGCCAAUGCAGCCAGUGAGCUAGUGACUCAUUUGUUAAAGAGUCAGUUACUGAUGAGCCCAGCCUUAUGGCAGUUAAUGUUGAAAGAACUUGCCAGGGCACUUCCGAUUUUGCAGUCCUAUGCAAGUGUUAACACAGUGCUGGGAACCAGUAUUCUAGCCAUGCUCGAAACCAAACCCUCCACUUCCCCAAGUGAGAUCACUCGAGGGGAGAAACUCCGGGGAACUCUGCGUUGUAUGCUGUCUACAGACCUAAAAGGCACUGAAGCGCUUAUCCUGGUACCUAUCUAACGAGGAAGGCGGUGUGCGUCGGUUACCCAUAUUUUCGGAGCUGAAUGUUACAGACCUUGCAAAUCUUCUGAUAGUUAAUACACCACGUUCAGUAGAUAACGAUUUAGGGGGGUCUGUGUUUCAGAUGGAUGGGUUGCAGAAGGUGUAUAAGAUAUUUACAUCUCUCUUAGUUGAUCCUGGGGUGAAAAAAUCUGCCGGAUCAACUCGCCAUUAUACUGCAAGUCGGGAAUAUGCAAACAAGAAACAAGCUGUUUUCCGACAAGCUUGAUAUGUUACUGAUCCUUCCUUGCAUACAGCCUUCAAGAAAGAUGGUGGGAUGGAAAAGAUAUUGGAACACAUCCAACUCGGUGUGCUCAAAGAUGGCGACUCUAAUUCAUGGUAGUCGUUCUCAGCACUAUGAAGAUCACAAGGCCCGUUACAAGAAGUUGCUGUUACAGCUUCUUGCCCAUCCAAUAGGAAAGCUGCGACUGGGUGUAUUUACUGCUGUACUGCAAUGUGUUAAG